AUGAAUGAUUUUCCUGGCCGAGCCAUGGAACUUGUCACAAGUAACCGGCUUCCACCCGGCGCGACCCUGGUGAAAUUGGAUUCCGAAGUCACCACCCCUUCGGUAAAGGAGAUCAGUCGUAAUUUUCUUUGGCUUCGAAGUGUCUGCGAGGAGAACCCGUGUAAGGUGCCAAGCGCUUUCUACUUGACGGAUGCCUUCUUGAAAUUGGACACCUACUUGAAAGGGUUUUUGCUGGUGCCUACCACGGAUUCCUCCAAAGGUGAUUUGGCCGGGCAAGAGGCCAAGCGCAUAAAGAGGUUGGUGGGUGCGUUGCGGCACCUAUACCGCAACAGCCCGAACGACAGCCCAGAUGCAUACGUUGCGGAGCUGAAGAACCUCCUGCGCAUGUCGCCAACUCGUGGCCGAAAGCAGGUUGAUGAUGAGGAAUCUGAACAUGAAUCCGAAUAUGCAACCAGUGAUGGAGAGUCAGACCAUGAGAAACCUCCCAUGACCAAAGAAGAGAAGCUCAAGAACUAUUGGCAGCAAUUUGCUGUCCAGCGAGAUUUCCACAACCCGAUGAGUUCUACCAAGCAUGAUGAUCAAGAACAUUCAUCUGCCUUGCCUUCUGAGGUGCCUGAUGAUUCCAGCAGUUCCACAAACGGGGACGCAGAGAACAAGGAUGUUGACAUGUCGGACGGGGGUGGGGAGUCUGAGGAUUUGAGCCCAAGUUCCAGUCCACUUCCCAAGGGAUCGGGACGCACGAUCUCCGAGCAUGUCAUGCGGGUUGAGGAUGGGGUUCACAUUCCUGAUUCCAGUACUGAUGUUGCAGCAUCUUCUGAAUCUGGGACCACAUUGGUACUUGGUGAGCCGCGCAUCCCAAAAGGGAAGCCACCCCAAGAGCCCCGAAACCCAAAGGCUGAACCAUAUGAGGGGUCUUCAGAUUCGAGUGAUGACAGUUCCAUUUCUUAUGGAGAUUUGGUACCAGAAGAUGCCUUUGCAGAUGCUAUGGGGGAUGCCUCAGUAGAAGCUCAGAAGCAUGCCGCCAACAGUGGCCCUUCUUCCUCUAGUUGCAAGACAACCAUGGUGACACCAAAGUGUGAACGACCCAAUUUCUGGGGAUUCCCCCUUGUGGAGACGCCUCCGAAAGAACUAGCUCCCACUGGCCACAACGGCCAACGCAAGGGAAAGGCGAACAAGGGCAAGGGAAAGGCGAAGAAGGACAAGGUGAACAAGAAGGCAUCGUUCAGGCGCACCAACCCCAAGCGCAUGAUGAAAUCCAAGGAAAAGCUCCCCGAAGGUCUUGAUUUGGUGAGCAUGGCACCCAUGAGCCCAUAUGUCAACCACUCCACUUAUGGGGAUUACGAUUUGAAACCUUUGCCACUGGAAGCUUGGCCAAACAUGAACCGGUCAAACCGUGGAAAACAUUCCUAUACCCUGGCCGAUGGACAGGGUGCUGUGGUUGAAGUGUUGCUUUCCAAGAAAUGCUUCUAUAUCAAAAAGGUCAAGCCAGGCUUUCCUGGGCCCGACGGCCAGUUGUCUUGGAACAAGCUGGGUGGUGCGACCCAGGCUUGGAAUGCCGCAAAGGAACGGUCUGGGUAUAGUUCAUGA
This is a messenger RNA of Cladocopium goreaui, 1587 nucleotides long. NCBI's taxonomy places the organism in Eukaryota, Dinophyceae, Suessiales, Symbiodiniaceae. The record is from the annotation of a GenBank genome assembly.